Mugil cephalus (flathead mullet) is the source of this 4214-nucleotide messenger RNA. It is a transcript of the gene st14, whose product is annotated as suppressor of tumorigenicity 14 protein homolog. Gene Ontology annotation, molecular function: serine-type endopeptidase activity; protein binding. Bases 236 to 2758 code for a protein of 840 amino acids. The transcript has 20 exons. The record is from RefSeq and is a predicted model, not a curated record. Lineage: Eukaryota; Metazoa; Chordata; Actinopteri; Mugiliformes; Mugilidae. Gene Ontology annotation, biological process: proteolysis; acrosome reaction.
GAGGAAAAGGUCGGUUUCAGGUGUAACAGCGUUGCCUUCUCCGCGAUAUCGCAGGAAGCCACUCAACUGAUUUAACUCUUAACCGCGACAAAUACAUACGAUUUCGUUUUUAUUUUUUUAAUUCCGGUUAUUUUUUCUUGGUGUUUUGUUUUUGUGAAGAGGAAAUAGAGCAACAAGUUACAAAUUAAGAGCGGUCUUGGAUCUUGAGGAAAUCCAGGUGGACCUCUUCUUCAAGAUGUAUUCCUCCCCCACAUAUGAAUUAAACGGCUACAGCAACAGUACUGAGCCCAACGUGCGCAGAAAAAGGAAUGAUCCAUCAAAGCGGAAGACGGGCAUUGUGAUCGGUGUUCUUCUGGCGGUUCUCAUCCUUGCAGCAGUUGCAGCAAUCCUCAUUUGGCUUUUUGUCUUUAAAACGCAUGAAGAAGACGAAGCCACGAUGGCGAUGCAGCUCAAACCAUCGGAACAAGUCUUUAGUGGACAAAUGAAGCUGCUUAAUGUGCCUUAUGACCAAAAACUGGAGGACACAGACAGCAGAGAAUUCAAGGAGUUGGGAAGAAACCUGGAGGCGAUUCUGGGGGAGUACUACAAAACCGAUCCAUUGCUCACAAAGUACUACAAUACGUCUGUCAUCACUGCAUUCAGUGAGGGCGUGUUAGCGUAUUACUGGUCCCAGUUCGAUAUUCCGGUAAGCGACUUGGAGAUCUUGCCGGAGUUCUCAGAGGAGCGGGUGUUGGAUGCACUGGAGAAUGGCAAUAAGGCGUCCAGAACGAUGACCCGUAGCGAUAUCCGGAUUGCCGAAAUUACCGCCUCAUUCACAGACCCUCGCAUGGCCAGGACCCCCGGAACCAACGAGUGCUUCCACAAGCUGGAGGCCGACGAAAACCCGCGCUUGUUUAAAUCGCCAGGAUACCCUGACGGCUACCCUCCCAAGUCCCGGUGUCAGUGGCAAAUCCGAACGUCAGAGGAAAACGCUAUAACUCUUAAUUUUAAAUUUUUCCACAUUGAGGAUGACUGCUCCGAUGAUUUUGUUUCGAUCUUUGACUCUUUGAGUCCUGAUGAUUCUCAGGCCAUCACAGAGAAGUGUGGUCAGAGGCCUCCCUCCAACCCUCUGAUGGUGGCGUCAUCCAGCAACAUCAUGCUGCUUAACUUCAUUACUGACAGCGACGUCCAGAGGCCUGGCUUUGAGGCCGAGUAUAAAGCCAUCCCUUUGACUGAGGUUAAAAAGUGUGGCGGUGUCCUCUCUGGAGCGAAAGGAGUCUUCACCUCCCCACUUCAUCCCAUCUUCUAUCCUCCCGCCGUGGACUGCAAGUGGACCAUCAAGGUCCCCACUGGGAACAAGGUGCGCGUGAAGUUCACCAUGUUCCGCAUGAAAGAGCCUGGGGUGGACAUCCGCGUGUGUCACAAAGACUACGUGGAACUUAUGAGCACCAAGUACUGCGGAGAAUUGUCCUCUUUGGUCCUCACCAGUGAGAACAACGUCCUAGAGGUGACCUUCCACUCCGAUGAGUCCUACACCGACAAAGGCUUCAGUGCAGAGUACAGCGCCUAUGAUCCCUCAAACCCUUGCCCCAACGAGUUUGCCUGUAACUCUGGCCUGUGCAUAGCCAAAGAACUGAAGUGUGAUGGCUGGAACGACUGUGGCGAUAUGAGCGACGAGGUCAAGUGCCAGUGCGCAAGCGACCAGUUUGCCUGUGGAAAUGGUUUGUGCAAACCGAAACUCUGGGUGUGUGAUCGCGUCAACGACUGCGGAGACGGGAGCGACGAGAAGCAAUGCAGUUGCGAAGAUACUGAAUGGCGCUGUGGGAAUGGGGUUUGCCUGCCCCGUGAUGUUACUUGCAACAAUAGGCAGGACUGUGAAGAUGGAAGCGAUGAGGCCUCUUGUGAAACCUCUCCUGGUAUCUGCUCCGACUUCAGCUUCAAGUGUUGGAACAAAGAAUGUGUCAACAAGGUGAAUGCCGAAUGUGACCGCGUCGACGACUGCUCUGACAAGUCCGAUGAGUCCAGCUGUGAUUGCGGGACCAGGCCUUACAAGCUGAACCGCAUCGUAGGAGGACAGAACGCUGAGGUAGGGGAGUGGCCCUGGCAGGUCAGCCUUCACUUCCUGACGUACGGCCAUGUUUGUGGGGCUUCGAUCAUCUCUGACCGGUGGCUCCUCUCAGCUUCCCACUGCUUUGUCACUAGCGACCCACAGAACCACAUUUCAUCCAACUGGAUCACUUACAGUGGUAUGCAGGACCAAUACAAGCAGGAGGGCGUACAGCGACGCAAUAUAAAGAGGAUCAUCUCCCAUGAGGAUUACAACAGGAUGACCUUUGACUAUGACAUUGCUCUGCUGGAGCUUGAAGAGCCACUGGAGUUCACCAACACCAUCCAGCCCAUCUGCCUACCCGCUCCCUCCCACGUCUUCCCUGCAGGCAUGGCCUGCUGGGUCACAGGCUGGGGUGCGCUCCGAGAAGGAGGUCAAAAGGCGCAGGUGCUGCAGAAGGCGUCGGUGAAAAUCAUCAAUGACACCGUGUGUAACGUGGUCACGGAGGGCCAGGUCACGUCCAGGAUGCUCUGCAGCGGAUUCUUGGCUGGAGGAGUUGACGCAUGCCAGGGAGACUCCGGGGGCCCCCUGGUGUGUUUCGAGGAGAGUGGGAAGUGGUUCCAGGCCGGCAUCGUGAGCUGGGGCGAGGGCUGUGCUCGUCGGAACAAGCCCGGUGUCUACUCGCGCGUCACCAAGCUGAGAGAGUGGAUCAAGAGCAAGACAAAUAUUUGAUGAUGAUGUGAGGAGGAGGAGGAGGAGGGAGGGAUGCAGACCAGAGAACAUCGUAGUGCUAAGAAUAAUGGAGACGGAACACUUUAGUCUGAUUCUCAAAGAUUUAUCCAUUCAGCUGUGGGCUGGGGAUCCUGUUGCGUGGCUCACAUGGAUGACUUAAAGCACUUUUGGUUGCUAACUCCCAAAUGAGCUCCUCCUAUUCACACUAAGAAUAAACACUGACAUUCUGUAUAGUUUUUAAAGGCCUUCUAAAGCAUUAUCAGUGAGUUUUACCAUGACAUGUGUCACUGGUGACUAAGAUGCAAAAAUAUGUGUAGUUUGGGAACUAUUAAUCUUUCCACCAAUUGUCCAGUGUAGCUUUUUACUAAGGAUUCAGAAUGCGGACACUUUUAUGCAUCUUUUAAAGUGUGGUUCUGUGUACAGCGUCAUUCCCUGGAAAAUAAUUUAUAUUUUUAAGUCUUCGUGUUUUAUAUAUGUCUGACCGGGCGAGAUGUCUUUUCCAUCUUGCAGCAGUGAAUGUUGAACGUUGCCUGUGGCCUCGUGCAGUGCAUGGGUAUAAGUUCGGGGUUUUACAUCAUAACGGAAGUUUCACAAAUGCAAACUGAAAAAAAGAAACUCGCAAAUAAAAUCUGUGUGGGGGCAUUUUCAUAUUACACUAAAAUGAAUGGAAACCCGACGUGGCCUCGAAGGUAGAAAAUGCAUUAAUUAGUGUAAAAGCCUAUGAUUUGCUUUGGAAAAUGUCCAGGCGUGACCAGAGUACCAGAUCUGCAGUCGAUGCACUGAAGCCGGCAAAAACCACCAGCAUGGUCCUUGAAGACUGAGACUGGAGUGAUUCCUAAGUUGUUGUUGAUCUUGAACAGGCACGCUAGAUCAGUAUUUCUAUUUUAUAUUCACAGAUGCCUCGUGCCCUUGCCACAGUCUUACACUGAAAAGGGAUAGUGGAGGAUGAGGAUUAGGUCCAGCUGGCUUUGCACAGGUCUCUAGUUAAGCUCAGGAUGAUUGAAGUCCCGCACCCCCCGAGACUCAAAAAUAAAUCGUGGAGGUUUUCACUAGUUGCCAAAGCAGUGCAAUCCAUUCUUGUCCCCGUUAGAGUCUCAUCUCUUUUCGGUCAUUACCAGCUUAAUCAACUGCAGCUUAAACAACAUAUAUUACUGGUUUAUUUUAUUCCCUUUCGUCUGACUCUUAAUGGAACCGCUCCAUCAAGGAGAAGAACUCCAAAGAUUUGCAUAAGUAUUAUUUAUUAAAGGGGAGAAAUUAUAAUUGAAAGUAUCACUCAGCUCGCUUCUAUAGAGACUUUUAAAGUAUGUAAAUGCGUUUUUUUUUUUUUUCCAGAAAAUGGGGUGAUGCCACAUCUUUGUACACUGAUCUGGAUUACUUUAUACCCUGUGUAUACCUUGUUUGUGUUUUUUUAUAUGAGAGUCCUGAUAAUAAACAUCUUUUAUCUGAUUCCACAGUA